Molecule: messenger RNA, 2341 nt
Organism: Schizosaccharomyces octosporus yFS286
Lineage: Eukaryota; Fungi; Ascomycota; Schizosaccharomycetes; Schizosaccharomycetales; Schizosaccharomycetaceae
Product: U3 snoRNP-associated protein Utp5
Exons: 1
Coding region: 60-2090 (676 amino acids)
Biological process (GO): maturation of SSU-rRNA from tricistronic rRNA transcript (SSU-rRNA, 5.8S rRNA, LSU-rRNA)
Cellular component (GO): nucleolus
Molecular function (GO): protein binding
Source: RefSeq, a predicted model, not a curated record
CAGGAUCUGUCAAAGCAGCAAACCACCAAACUCAGGAUCCUGACAGCAAACAAUCCCAAAUGGCAGCUAGGAGUCGGCCUAAAUCGACAUUCCGAACGGUACGGGAUAACGGAGUCAAACUUGGAGCUUUUCAAGAGUCAUCGAAGCUUUAUGCAGGUAUAACAGACGCUUUAGAUUCUCAGCGUCUGCGUAUUUUUGAUUCUCAAGAAGGAUCGCUUAAAACCGAAUAUGCUUUAGAAGAGAAUAAGCAUGUCAGUAGUAUCUGCUGGGAUCAAGCUACUGUGUACGAUGUUGAACCUAUAGAUACUUCUGUAGGUGCUUCUGGCCAUGUCGUACUCCUUGGUACCGAAGAAGGAGAAAUUUUAGUUUAUUCUGACGCUCUCGGUACAGUUACAAAAUCAUAUCAUUUCGGACAAUUGGGCAAGAUAACCAAAGUUGCUCUAUUGAAUUCGUUGGGAUUUGCCAUCGAUAACGUUGGAAAGGUGGUUCAGUUCAACGUUAACACUGGUUCCCCUAUUGAAACAUUGAAAAUCAACUGCUCUUCUAGAGAAUUCUCCGGCAUAUACCCUUCCCCUCGCAUUCCAAAUACUGCCAUCGUCACUUCACACAGCGUACAUUUAUUGGCACUUCCAGAUUCGAAUCCUGUCGAUACCUUGACUACACACACGACGCUUGUUCGAUCCGUCGUAUAUUCUUCCGUUGUAUCUUCAUCACAAGAUUUCAUCGUUUUCGCCACAGCUGCUGAACAGGACCGAUAUGUCAACCUAUUCAGCAAGCAAAUUUCCAAUGAGAAACUGGAGGAUGUUCCUUCUAAGAAUAUAGGAGCAUUGGUUUGUGAAAAUGACGUGCAAGAGCUUACAGUAUGUGAGAAGACCGAAGAAUCUUCUGAGAAGAAGGGUAGUAUUCUUGCAGCACUUUCGGUAGACGGUACUAUUGAAAUAUUCGAUAAUCCUUGGGAAUCGAAGCUUUCAUCUGGAUCUGGUGGACUUGCAUCUUUAUCUCGCAAGCGUAAAUUACUGACAAGCCAUUCCAAUCUCAAAAUACGUUUCUCUCGUUCCCGUGGUGGUGUUACUAUUGCCCUUGAAUCUAUUACGUUUGUCAAUGCAGGCACAAUAGUGGUAGCAUGGAGGGAGGGUACUCGUACCUUUUUUGAGAGUGUACCUUGGAAAAUUUUGUCUUCUCAAGCAACCGAUGGACUGUUAGAAUUGGUCCGUCCCAAAUCUCGAGAUGUCAGUAAAGUAGGAAAGCCAGUUGUUACGUACGAUGAAGCCAACGCUACUGUUACAACAGGCGUGAUGCAAAAACACGCUGCGGAUGUGGCAGAUCUUUCCGCUGAGGAAGAAACGCAAGUUGAGGAACAGGAACCUAGUCUUGCCGAACGCUUGCAAACACUCACCAAAUUAGAUCAACAAGCUCAAACUACUCCUUCGCAGGUAUCUGCUUCUACUUCACUAGCAACUGUGUUAACUCAGGCAUUGAAAACAAACGAUCAAUUUCUUCUUGAGUCUUGCUUCAAUAAUCAAAGUUUGGAAAUUAUAGAGAACACUGUUCGUCGUUUAGACCCCGCUUUGGCUCCGGCCUUACUAGAUAAAGUGGCUGAUCGGCUAGCUCGUCGUCCCUUGAGAGCAGACACCUUCUUGACUUGGAUUCGCUGUGCUCUAAUUUUCCAUGGCGGUCAUUUAAGCUUAAUUCGCGAUCUGAAAGAUCAGUUAGCUACUCUUCGUUCAGUAUUGGAAACUAGAGGUUCCAAAUAUACAAGCAUGCUUGCGUUACAAGGAAGAUUAGAUAUGGUAUUUUCUCAGAUUGCUUUGCGAAAAGCUGGCGGCUCAAAGGAUAAUGCUGAGAACGACGAGCCUAUUACUGUAUAUUACGAUGGCUUUGAGGAGGAUGAAGAUGAUGAUAUGGAAGAAGAUGAAGAAGAUGAAGACGAUGAGGACUUGGAUUCCGAUGAUGAGGACAUUUCAGAAAAUUUCUCCGAAAACGAAGGCGAUAUUGCAAAUGGUGAGGUACAUUCAGACGAAGAUUAUGACCAAGAACUGCACGAGGAGGACGUUCAACAUGAUUCUUCAGAUGAAGAAAACUCUGAAUAAUCCCAGGAUUUAGAGCAGGGAAUAGACUUGGGAUGUUCUAUAAAAAUUAGAACAUAAUCUUACUACUAAAGGAAGAAACCGAAUUUGGUCGGUUUCAUAAAUGAUUUUAAUUAAAUCAUGGGUGAGGUUUUAUAUUGGUUUUGGAUUUGCGUUAACUUAAUAUAUAUUGAAUUGUGUUUUGAUAGAAGACCGAAACGUCUACUGUGGAAAAAUGAAGGUUUUGUUUUGGUAUAUGGUAGACUAGUAGAAGU